Molecule: messenger RNA, 2599 nt
Organism: Perca flavescens (yellow perch)
Lineage: Eukaryota; Metazoa; Chordata; Actinopteri; Perciformes; Percidae
Gene: gpr184
Product: G protein-coupled receptor 184
Exons: 2
Coding region: 372-1409 (345 amino acids)
Biological process (GO): G protein-coupled receptor signaling pathway; negative regulation of G2/M transition of mitotic cell cycle; G1/S transition of mitotic cell cycle
Cellular component (GO): membrane
Molecular function (GO): G protein-coupled receptor activity
Source: RefSeq, a predicted model, not a curated record
CGCUGUCAAUGGCAAGUGGAAAGUCAUCUUAACCAGAACCAGACAAAUCAGACAGUCAACAGAGAGAAAAAACACCGUAGUUAUUAUAUUGGCUGAUAAUCAUCUAUUGUAGUAAUCAUUUAAGAGUACAAUGUGGGACUGUAGUGGCUUGGCUGCAUGUCAGCAGCUCUGAAGAGUCUCUUCUGAAGCUCGUCCUCUGACCCACCUGGACUGAACUCUGCCAAACUUGACGCAGCUCUCGAAUGUGUCUGAAACUCUUCACCCACUGGACAGCUUUGUUUUACAAUCAAGACUCAUCUCUUACCAAAAACAUCAGUCUUUUUUUACAGGUGAAUUUCUAACCAGGAAAGUGAAAGAAAACUAAAGGAACAAUGAACGUCACAGUCACAACACCAGCAACAACCACAAACUCAACUGUGUGUGUUCAAAUUGGCCAGAGCGCCAUUAAUGUCUUCCUGAUGUCUAUUUACAUCCUGGCUUUUAUCUUUGGUUUGAUCUUCAACGUGCUGACCCUGGGCCCCAUUUGCCAACAAGUGCGGCGGCAAAACGUUCUGGGCAUAUUUUUGCUCAACCUGUCCCUCUCCGACAUGUUUUUCAUCUUCACUAUGCCCCUUUGGAUCAAUUAUUACAUGCAGGACCACCACUGGAAGCUAGGGGCUAUCUCUUGCGGCAUAGCUGGCUUCUUCUACUACUCCAACAUGUACAUCAGCAUCUACAUGCUCUGCUGUAUAUCCGUGGACCGCUGCCUAGUGGUCACCUACCCACUCCGCUUCAAGACCCACCGUACAUCAUGCUACGCCUGGGCACAGUGUGCCACUGUUUAUGUUGUAGUGAUGGCGCUACACAUCAUGGUACUGGUAUAUGACAAUCUCGCUGACCCCCAUGAUGAAGAAAACAACAAUGACCGUUGUUAUGAGACUUACCCCAUGCAGAAACCUGUCGCCCUGUUCAACCUGCUCAGAGUGGGCAUUGGCUUCCUGCUGCCCCUGCUGGUGUUGACAGUGAGCUACUGGAGGGUGCUGGCCACUGUGGGCCAGAGUCCCGGCCUGAGCGCCCAGGCGAAGAAGAAGGUCCGCCUGCUGUCCUUUGGGGUGAUUGGGAUCUUCUCAAUUUGCUUUGCUCCAUAUCACAUUCUCCUGCUCAUACGCUCACUAGUAUUCUACAGUGAUGACAAACUAGAUCCCCAAGGAAGUUACUGUCAGUUUGAACAAAAAAUGCACUUUUUAUUCUCAUGUACGCUGGCACUGUCCAGUCUGAACUGCGUGGUGGACCCUGUGCUGUAUGUGUUGGUCAGUAAUGGAGUCCAGGAGGAGGUGAAACUGUGCUGGAGGAGGCGUAAAGUGACAGAGGCUGGGAACUGUACAUUUUCUUCAAACAUCAGAGGAAAGUCUAAUACUAACUUAAUAUGACAAGUAAGCUGUAUUUGGGUGGAUAAGUGCGCCUGUGCAUUUGUAUGUGUGCGUAUGUGAAUACACAAUUAUGCAAAAUACUGUCGCUGUUUUGUUUUUUCAUCAGAUCAUUGAGGGGUGAGCCUUUACAAUGACAUUGAGUCUGGUUUGUGGCUGUUUAAAUGCAAGUCUGCAUUUUCAGAGUUAGCGAGUAAGAAGCAGAAAUAUUUACAUCCCAUAAUCAACCUUUUGUGUACAGACAAUCAAACAUUCUUUGAGAGAACCACAUUGUCGCUAUUUUUUUCUUUUUCUUCCUCAUAUCCUGCAUAGAGUAGAGGAGUGGGUUGAGUAACAUCUGUCUCAGAGCUCUGUAAUUGGAUUGUAUUCCCAGGCAGGUACUGCUUUCCCAAGAGCUCUUCAGUGGCACUUCUGGUUUGUAGCUGGACACUGCUGGAGUUGAAGAGCACUUGUGCCUUCUUUCCAAUCUAUACAAGGAUUUUGUGAUUGUGAUUGCAUGACCCUGGUAUAGCUAAAAGUGCCACAAAGAAGGCAUUUAUUAGCAUGACCUUGUGCCUUUAUUGUCUAACCGUCAGUGGAACAUGUUGAAUGUAAAACAAAAUAAACCAGUUGUUUGAGCAGAUGCUCGACUUUUAGGUUGUUUAUGAAGAAAACUCUUGAUGAUCAAUCUGCAGUAGGUAUUUUAUACAUUUCCACAGGGAGGGAAGGCCUUAGGAAAUAAUAAGCCCAUGUGUGUGUGCGUUGUGUGAGAGACAAGAGUCUAAUAUUCGCCAAAAUGUCUAAAAAAAGGUGAAGAAGACAGGUAUAGCAAAAAGAAAGAGAGAGGGAGGGAGAAAGUAAAUCGACAAGAUACUGUUAUGGCUUUGUUUUGUAUUUGAUCCAUUAUUCAUACAGUGGCUUUCUCAUUCAUCAAUAGUGCUAUAGUGCAUAUCGAUACAUCACCAACUGAGCACUUGGCACAUAACCAGCAUGAACCCUGAGGGUGUUACAUGUUCUUUCCUUUAAAAGCCUUUACUGCUGAGUCAUUAGUCAGUAUAUGGAGACAGGGUGUAUAUAGCAUAUACAGCUGUCUCCUGAAAAUCCCACUCAUAUAAUAUUAAAAUGUUUUAUCUUAGUGCAGUACGCUUUAGUGGAAAUGUGACUGCUGCCUGGAUUAUGUUAACUGGCAAUAUUUCUUUUGCAGUCCAUGAUGA